Panthera uncia (snow leopard) is the source of this 4699-nucleotide messenger RNA. RefSeq names its product one cut homeobox 1 (gene ONECUT1). The transcript is spliced from 2 exons. The record is from RefSeq and is a predicted model, not a curated record. Gene Ontology annotation, cellular component: nucleus. Gene Ontology annotation, molecular function: RNA polymerase II cis-regulatory region sequence-specific DNA binding; DNA-binding transcription factor activity, RNA polymerase II-specific. The coding region runs from base 205 to 1602 and encodes 465 amino acids. Gene Ontology annotation, biological process: regulation of transcription by RNA polymerase II. Lineage: Eukaryota; Metazoa; Chordata; Mammalia; Carnivora; Felidae.
AAGCCGAGGACGCAGAGGGGAAGGUGGGGGCAAGAGGGAAGGCGAGACACUCAGAGAGGGAGACAGAGCCCCACAGUGAGAGGAAGGAAGGCAGGCAGGCAACAGUCGCCGGCAGCCGAUGUGAAGACCGGACUGCGUGCGCCCUUCGCCGCCUUUGCCCGGCCUCAUCGAUGUUGUGUCCGCCGCCCGCUCGCCCGGAUCACGAUGAACGCGCAGUUGACCAUGGAGGCGAUCGGCGAGCUGCACGGGGUGAGCCAUGAGCCAGUGCCCGCUCCUGCCGACCUCCUGGGCGGCAGUCCCCACGCGCGAAGCUCCGUGGCGCACCGUGGCAGCCACUUGCCCCCCGCGCACCCUCGUUCCAUGGGCAUGGCGUCCUUGCUGGACGGCGGCGGCGGCGGCGGCGAUUACCACCACCACCACCGGGCCCCCGAGCACAGCCUGGCCGGCCCCCUGCACCCCACUAUGACCAUGGCCUGCGAGACUCCCCCAGGUAUGAGCAUGCCCACCACCUACACCACCUUAACCCCUCUGCAGCCGCUGCCGCCCAUCUCCACCGUCUCGGACAAGUUCCCCCACCAUCACCACCACCACCAUCACCACCACCACCCGCACCACCACCAGCGCCUGGCGGGCAACGUGAGCGGUAGCUUCACGCUCAUGCGGGACGAGCGCGGGCUGGCCUCCAUGAAUAACCUCUAUACCCCCUACCACAAGGACGUGGCCGGCAUGGGCCAGAGCCUCUCGCCCCUCUCCAGCUCCGGGCUCGGCGGCAUCCACAACUCCCAGCAAGGGCUCCCUCACUAUGCCCACCCGGGCGCCGCUAUGCCCACUGACAAGAUGCUCACCCCCAACGGCUUCGAAGCCCACCACCCGGCCAUGCUCGGCCGUCACGGGGAGCAGCACCUCACGCCCACCUCGGCUGGCAUGGUGCCCAUCAACGGCCUUCCUCCGCACCACCCUCACGCCCACCUGAACGCCCAGGGCCACGGGCAGCUCCUGGGCACGGCCCGGGAACCCAACCCUUCGGUGACCGGCGCACAGGUCAGCAAUGGAAGUAAUUCAGGGCAGAUGGAAGAGAUCAAUACCAAAGAGGUGGCGCAGCGUAUCACCACCGAGCUCAAGCGCUAUAGCAUCCCACAGGCCAUCUUCGCGCAGAGGGUGCUCUGCCGCUCCCAAGGGACCCUCUCGGACCUGCUGCGCAACCCCAAACCCUGGAGCAAACUCAAGUCCGGACGGGAGACCUUCAGGAGGAUGUGGAAGUGGCUGCAGGAGCCCGAGUUCCAGCGCAUGUCUGCGCUCCGCUUGGCAGCAUGCAAAAGGAAAGAACAAGAACAUGGGAAGGAUAGAGGCAACACACCCAAAAAGCCGAGGUUGGUCUUCACAGAUGUCCAGCGUCGAACUCUACAUGCAAUAUUCAAGGAAAAUAAGCGUCCAUCCAAAGAAUUGCAAAUCACUAUUUCCCAGCAGCUGGGGUUGGAGCUGAGCACGGUCAGCAAUUUCUUCAUGAACGCAAGGAGGAGGAGUCUGGACAAGUGGCAGGAUGAGGGCAGCUCCAAUUCAGGCAACUCAUCUUCUUCAUCAAGCACUUGUACCAAAGCAUGAAGGAACACCCACAAACUAAACCUCGGUGGAAAAGCUUUAAAUAAAAAAAUUUUUAAAAGACCAGGACCUCAAGAUAGCAGGUUUAUACUUAGAAAUAUUUGAAGAAAAAAAAAAGUGUUAUUUAUAGUCCAAAGAAACCAAAGACUUAGCUCACCUGCAUUCUGACUUUGUUCGGAGACACACACUUCAGCGGGGCAACGACUUGGCAAGAGAAAAUAUGAGCAGAAAAGCACCACUGGAUCUCACACCUUCAAUCCAUGAUCAUUCUCGCUGUGCUUGGCUGUUUUGUGGUUUGGAGAUAGUGAUUUUGAGCCAUUGAGUGGACAUCUUUUAAGAUCAGACUUUCUCAUCUGUUCCACUAUGCCACAAAGGUGUAUGGUGUCUCAGUACUGUGUGUGGGUACGUGAGUGCAUACACAUACAUACACACACACACACACACACACACACACGCAUCACCAGUGGUUAGGGACUUAGGCAGGGCUGGUCUUCAGGAAGGGUUGUGCUAUAGGAGUGCACCCAACAUAGUGUGGGGUUGUCUGAGUUCAUUGGAUAGGAGUGUGAUUUCGCUCGUCUAGCCUAGCGUUUGAACCUGCCAGGCCCGCAACCUAAAUGCAGAUUCAAACCCAGCAAAGAAAAUUUGAAUGACACCUAAACCAGUGCAUUCUCUUUGUUUGUUAAGGAAUGUUCAGAUAUUUUUUAAGAAAUGAAACAAGAGUCCAUCCAUUAAAAGAAAAAUCACCUAGGUACCAAAGAACACACUUAAUAUUAUAGUGCAGGUAUUUUAUUGCAAUGAUUUUAAUAACCAAAGCUAUUUUUACACAAGAUACUAUGUAAAGUUAUACGUAUAAACUGAUCUAGCUGUAAUACACAUGCCACAUAGAAUCAUGACUAUUAUUUAUGACUCUUGAAGCAUUUGAAAUAUUAGUUUUCAGAACUGGCAAGAAAGAAUGUAGCUUCAGGGAAGCAAUUAAUAUCAGAACAGAGAGGUCAGUGUAGUAUACAUGUACAUCCAGAUGGCACACUCCCUUUCGGGAUCCAUAAAUGAUACUUAGACAUAUAAACGUGAUGCCAUAAUCUGUUCAUAGCUGAGAAAACCUGGGGAUUCUUCCAAAGUAGGACCCCAUUUAUAAAUUAGAAAACUAAGUUUAACAGAGCAAACAAUUAAAUUAGAACAUUUGUUCAAAGUAAUGCUUUUUUAGUAAAAGACCACUGAAUAAAGGAUAUCAUACUUGGGUUAAUUUGACUGAAAGUUGCUUUAUGCAUUUGACACCAAAUACCUUUUUAAAAUAUUUUAUGAACACACAAAGCGAGCAGACCAACAUUAUUAUUACAAUGAACUAUCCAGUAUUUGUAACCAAAUUGAUCUUAUUGCCAAUCUCAGACAUAUUAUGACUUGAACAUCAAUAAAAAUAGCAGAGGCAACUGAGAAGUGGUGGAACACCAUUGAAAAAACCAGAGUUCUAGUGGAAGACAAGACUUUGGGUUCUAUUGGCGUAAAGCUAUUUAUUUCACUAAGCAUAGCCUCCAAAGUAUACUACAUUCUUUCUUGCUACUGCAUUAAGCUGGAAAUUUUCUAACAGAGAGUCCACUCUCUAACAGGGACAGAUAAAACACUAGAUCUGAGCUUCCAAAUACAAAAUUUUCAAUUUCUGUUUUUUCAAAUCACUUAACCAGAACUGGAGAAAUCAAGGGGGAAGAAAAAAACUAAUACAGUUGUACUAGCAAUACCCAAGUAAAUCACUUGCUUCCCAGAAAAAUUCUCUCUGAACUCCAUUGAAUUGUAACUCAAACAAAUGGAUGUCUUUUGUACUAUUAGGUAAAGAAUUGGGUACUCUUGGUUAAUUAGCACACCUAAUUAGAGAUAUGAAGUGAAAUGUUAUCACAACAAUUAGUUGUUAAUUGAUAUUCAUUAAAAUGCUAAAGGAAAAAUAUUGAACCAUCUUGACACAAAACCUAACUCCUUAAGGUCAAGUCUCAGCGUCUUGUCUAGGUCUAGAAAGAGACGGGCACCUGGAGAGAUGAAACUAAACCAACAAGCCAUCUGGAUCUCCUUCAUGUCUGCUGUAGAAUGAGAAAAGCAAACCAACACAUACUUCUCCUUUAAUGAAAUAGUGCAUUUGCCUUGACACAUUUUGUCUUAGUAUUUUUUUUAUCUCAUACCAAACUCCAGCUUAAAAAUUUCUCUUCUAAAUAUGGCACAACUACAGUUCAGCUAUUAAAAGAGAGCAUUUCAAUGGCCACCCUUAGAGAUUUGCUUAACAUAUAAUCUUGUCAAUGACAUAAACCAAAAGGAAAAAAACUGAUUAACUUUUUCACUCUCUCCAGGAAUGGUGGGGGCCAGGGGUACAGCUAUAAUAAUAUAUUUAUAAUUCAGGAGGGAGGAAAGCCUUAUUUAUUUAAAACAUGAGAAUAUUAAAUGCAGGGACAUUCAAGCUGUGUCUACACACAAUCUUACCAAAUUCAGCUCCCCAGGAAAAACAAAAGUUGAAUUCGAACACCAUGGUUUUUGCUUCAUUUGUGCUACAUAACCUCUUCAGAUUGAUCCAAUUGCAUUUGACCUUUCAACCAAUUAUUUUGGUACUGUGUAGACACAGUCUCAGAGAAUAUUACUACAUUUCUAAUAUUCCCAUCAUAAUGCUUUUUUGAAAAAAAAAAUACAGUGAUCCUAUUUGCUGACACCAAAGAUAAUUUUCAUACCAGCAUUGAAUUUGCACCCAUUACGCAAUUUCAGGGCCUAGAGAUAUAUUUUCUCAUAAACAGAUGCACAAAUCAGAGCCUGAAAAGCAAUUUUUUUACUUGACUGUUCAAGUAUACUCACAACCUUUGCUUUUUAGAAAUCAUAACGACAAACUCAGCUUCUCACGAGCAAUAUACUUGUUACGUCAUGUACAACUGAUUCUUUAUUGCUUCUAACUUGGCAUGUGGCAUUAAUUUAUGGCUCAGCUUUCUUAACCUACCACACUCAACAGAGCAGAUCACAUGCCAUUUGCUCAUCCAUUAUUUCUCAAUCCUUUUGGAAAAUUCACCUAAAAAGGUAUCUCAUUCUUUCAUUUGUAUGUUUGUUUCGUCCAGAACUGCACUUCACUUAACAUGUU